UUAAUGUUUAAUGCCCCCACCUCACCCUGGCCACCCCACAGCCGGGCACUCUCCCUGAAGCGGAGGCAGUGGGAAGAGGGCAGCGGGGACGAGGCCAGUCUGCUGGGGACAUGGCAGGGUUGUCAACAGAUGACGGUGGCAGCUCCAGUGGGGACGUGGACCCAUUCUACUACGACUAUGAAUCCGUUCGCAACGGGGGCUUGAUCUUCGCUGCCCUGGCCUUCAUCGUGGGGCUCAUCAUCAUCCUCAGCAAACGGUUCCGCUGCGGGGGCAAGAAGAGACACCGGCCAGUCAAUGAAGAUGAGCUGUAAUGAGAGAGUCAGCUGUGCCCCCCUUCACACUGGGGUCUCUGGGGAAGCCUCCUCUGAGCUGUAGACCUUUGUCCCCCGCGCUGCCAGCCCCUUGGGCUGAAGGAAGCUCCGGUCUCCGUGUGACCCCUGGGUGGGCACCUCCCACCCCGUGCUAAUAAUAAAGCCCAGCCUCAGAGAUGGCUCCUUC
This is a messenger RNA of Camelus dromedarius (Arabian camel), 498 nucleotides long. It is a transcript of the gene FXYD2, whose product is annotated as FXYD domain containing ion transport regulator 2. Gene Ontology annotation, biological process: monoatomic ion transport; regulation of sodium ion transmembrane transporter activity. The transcript has 6 exons. The record is from RefSeq and is a predicted model, not a curated record. Gene Ontology annotation, molecular function: sodium channel regulator activity. NCBI's taxonomy places the organism in Eukaryota, Metazoa, Chordata, Mammalia, Artiodactyla, Camelidae. Gene Ontology annotation, cellular component: membrane. Bases 111 to 311 code for a protein of 66 amino acids.